AUGUCUCCUAGAGCUGAAGAAGAGAGGAUGCGAAUGGAAGUGGUGAAUAGGAUAGAAAAUGUUAUUAAGGAACUCUGGCCAAAUGCAGAUGUGCAGAUAUUUGGAAGUUUUAAAACUGGUUUAUAUUUACCAACAAGUGAUAUUGACUUAGUUGUGUUUGGGAAAUGGGAAACAUUACCUCUUUGGACCCUGGAAGAAGCUCUCAGAAAGCACAAUGUAGCGGAUGAAAAUUCAGUGAAGGUUUUAGACAAAGCAACUGUUCCUAUUAUUAAACUGACAGAUUCCUUCACUGAGGUAAAAGUCGAUAUCAGCUUUAAUGUACAGAAUGGGGUUAAAGCAGCCCAACUCAUCAAAGAUUUUAUCAAGAAAUAUCCUGUAUUACCGUAUCUGGUUUUAGUAUUGAAACAGUUCCUGUUACAGAGGGACCUUAAUGAAGUAUUCACAGGUGGAAUUGGUUCAUAUAGUCUUUUUUUAAUGGCUGUCAGCUUUCUUCAGCUACAUCCCAGGGAAGAUGCCUGCAUACCGAGUGCCAACUAUGGUGUUCUUUUAAUAGAAUUUUUUGAAUUAUAUGGCCGCCAUUUCAAUUACCUAAAGACUGGAAUCCGAAUAAAGGAUGGUGGCUCAUAUGUAGCAAAAGAUGAAGUGCAGAAGAGUAUGCUGGAUGGGUAUAGACCUUCAAUGCUAUACAUUGAAGACCCGCUACAACCAGGUAAUGAUGUUGGGAGGAGUUCAUAUGGUGCCAUGCAAGUGAAACAGGCCUUUGAUUAUGCAUAUGUUGUUUUGAGCCAUGCUGUAUCGCCAAUAGCUAAAUAUUAUCCCAACAAUGAAACUGAAAGUAUAUUAGGUAGAAUAAUUAGAGUAACGCAAGAAGUGGCCACGUACAGAGAUUGGAUAUCAAAGCAGUGGGGAAUUCAGAGUAGAACAGAGUCUUCAUGUAAUGGUAAUGGGGUAACCUUGAUAGUAGAUACUCAACAGUUGGACAAGUGUAACAAUAAUCUUUCUGAAGAGAAUGAAGCACUAGGGAAAUCUAGAAGUAAAACUUCAGAAAUGCUCAGUAAACACUCUUCAAACUCAUCAUCUGGUCCAUUGUCUUCCUCCUCUUCCACAUUAUCCAGCUCUAGUGAUGUAGAUUCUGAUGGAACACCAUGCAAAACAUCUAAGCAGCUGAGUUGUCGUCAGUCUACCACAAACCGAGUGGGGUCACAAGAUGUAUCACUGGAAUCUUCCCAAUCAGGUGGAAAAAUGCAAAAUAGUCAAACGGCUAAUACAUCUAGCAGCAUGAACAAAUCUCAGCAUGGAUCUGCAAGGUUUUUCCGCUCUUCUUCCAACAAAGGCUUUCAAGGUCCAACAAACUCGAGCCAUGGUACCUCAGUGACAAACAAACAACAUCAAGGCAGCAAAUCACAUAAUCAGUAUUUCCAUGGCAAAAAGAGGAAACACAAGAGGGACGCAGCCCUUUCAGACCUUUGUAGAUAGUUGCCUAUCUGUAUGCAAUGAUCUCAUGCUACAGGAUAGUUUGAUAGUGACUCCUUGGAUAUCUUCCGGAGCUUCAGACUGUUCAGACAUUGAUUAGCAACUGCAUUUUUUUUCCCAGCUCGCCACGGAACGGAUCAUGAAGAUUGAUCACCGCAAAAAAGAGGAAAAAAUGGCUGCUCAUUUGAUAAGUCAUAUGCUACAACAGGGUCAUUUAGGAUAUAAAGCUUGAAUGUAAAAUAAAUAUAUUUCCCAUCAGCUCAUGCUGACCUGUAGGGGUAGUAUUCAGUGUGUUUAGGGGGUGGUAUCAAACAAAACAAAAAAACAAAAAAACCCAAAAAAAGAUGAAAAAUUGUAUUUUUGAGGGAAACCCUGCCUUUAAAGGUGAAAGUAAUUUGUGCAUGAUUUUUUUUAAUUAUUUUUGCAUAUAUUUACCAUUUUAUUGUGUGUAUAUAUAGAUGACCACAUAGGAAAACUGACAUUUGUAAUAGUGGAUUUGUUAAUACUUUUUACAUAAUAUUACUGUUUAAAUUGUAAACAGCAUUUUUUUUCUCAGGAUUAGUUUGGAAAAUAAUCUAAAUUAUCAUCUUAACAUCCGUAUAAAGAUACUUUAUUAGCUAUAUUGUUCAGAAUUUUUCUCUUUUUUUUUUUUUUUUGGCAUUUAAAUAAUUAAUAGAACAUUUGAUCUCCAAAAGUUGUUCCUCUAAGAAGAAAGGUUUACAGUGGCAAAUGAAGUCUUUCAUUUGUGUAAAAUGUACAUGUACUCUUGUGUGAACACUAAAUUUGUGAGCGCUGAAAAAAAUCUUCACCUUGUUUUCUAGCGUGCCAUCAUUUUAAGGCAGUGGGGUUUUUCAGGUUUCUCCUCCCUCCCUCCUCCUUCAACAAUCUCCCUUUUUUAAAAUAAAAACAAGCCUCUGGUUUUUCUUUUUCUUUAUUUUCAGUACAAACCAACUCAAUUUAUUACCAGUGUUUGCAUUCCCUGGCUACUUUAAUCCCAUGCCUUUCUGUUUGUGCCUUCCCCACCCACCCAAAUCUGGUCUUUUUUAUAUUUUUUGCUAACACUUGGAGAAAAAAAUUUAAGCUAUCUGUAAAUUUUACUAUUAAAGUAUUUUUUUUCUCAUUCCCCUUUUAGGUAUUUUUAUAUUUACACUUUAAAAAUUUAAGUAGUCUUCAAAUAAUGGAAAAUAUAUUUUGUAUUGCCUUAACCCAUACCUUUCAUAGCCUUCUAAUAUUUCUUCAUUGAACUUGUACCUUUAAUUAAAAUUCAGCAUUUUUUGGUUCGGUCACACUUUAAUUUACAGUAAAUUAUUUAAUGCUGUGAAUGUAAAUUAAAUAUGUACAUCCACAUACGUAGUUUGAAAAAAGAGUUGGGGCACUUUAAUGAUAGAAUGUUAAAUGGCAUUUACUUUAACAUAUUUCUUUAAGAGGAAAGAGUUUGUGUUCAACCUACGUGGCUGCAUUUAAUGUAGCUUUCCUGGAGACGAUGCUUUUAUAAAAUGCUGUUAGCUUUUAUCAAUUUCUUUUUAUAUACAUUUACAAAAUACUGCAGACCAACCUGACCUUUAAUGGGCACAGAUGUGUGAAAUGCCUUUUUAAAAUAAAAUAACACUAAAAUAAGACCAAAAGUGAUGUCAUCAAUUAAAUUAAUCAUCAUUCUCAACAUGUUUAAAGUGUUUUACUUCAAAAAGAAAAAUACAUAUUUCAACAAGAUGGAAUUCAUAACAGUUACUCAUACCAGUACUAAGAGUUUAAAAAGUGAUGUUAAUUUGACAAUGUUUAAAAUUUUAGAUUCACAUUUUUAUUCUGAUCAGAUAAUUUUAUCAACAAGAUGUUGAGCUUUUAUUCAUAGAAACUAGUACAAGUUGUACGACAUUAUGCAUAAUCACAGUAUUUAUUUUGUUUUAGAUUAUUGUGAAUGUGUAGACUUAUGUUCACCGCUUAGGGAACAAUUAUUUAUAAAUUAUAUUAAUCCAGUAUUGUUAGCUGCUAUUAGCAAAACUGUUCCAAACACUUAAUACUUGCAAAGAUCUGUAUCGCAUUUACCACACUGAAGUGUUUUUAAAGAAUCACCCUCAUUGUUGAAAGCAAAUGUACUCUUAGGGUGCAGAUAUUAGUGUUCCAAUAAGCAUGUGAUAAUUUUAAGGUGGUGGUAGCGGGAAGAUAAUCUUGAUUCCAUUGGGAAUCUUAGGUUUGCCUCAAUUUAUGGUUUUCAUAAAUUUUAUGGAAAAUAGGUUUUCCUGGACUGCUCACGUUUCUUUUUGGUAAACAGUAACUUUCUAAAAGAAAAAAAAAGCAUGAAGGAAAAAUUGAGGUGUAUUUUACAUUGCCUCAAAUGACCAGCAUUGUAUUCAUAAAAUACUGUAUAUCUUGCAAAUCUUUAUUUAAACAGAACAGUUGAACUGUUCCUUUUUUUUUCAAUCUGAAGUAAAAUACUUUCAAGAA
Messenger RNA from Alligator sinensis (Chinese alligator), 3915 nucleotides. It is a transcript of the gene TENT4B, whose product is annotated as terminal nucleotidyltransferase 4B. NCBI's taxonomy places the organism in Eukaryota, Metazoa, Chordata, Crocodylia, Alligatoridae. Gene Ontology annotation, molecular function: mRNA binding; poly(A) RNA polymerase activity. The transcript is spliced from 11 exons. Gene Ontology annotation, cellular component: nucleolus; TRAMP complex. The record is from RefSeq and is a predicted model, not a curated record. The coding region runs from base 1 to 1476 and encodes 491 amino acids. Gene Ontology annotation, biological process: RNA 3'-end processing.